This is a messenger RNA of Colletotrichum scovillei, 666 nucleotides long. RefSeq lists its product as uncharacterized. Lineage: Eukaryota; Fungi; Ascomycota; Sordariomycetes; Glomerellales; Glomerellaceae. Bases 1 to 666 code for a protein of 221 amino acids. The transcript has 2 exons. The record is from RefSeq and is a predicted model, not a curated record.
AUGUGGGUAGCAAAUGAUACUGUCAACGAUAAGCCAGACACUGGCGCAUGGUGUUGCAAGCCAGACUACAAGGGCGUGUAUCGGGACAAUGGCACCGCCAACUACUUCUGCACGGCGACAUCUAUCUCCACCCUUCAGCUUAGCUACUACUGGGCACAUAUCCUCACUACUACCACAUCAUGCUCUUUGACUGCAACGCAGGUUGGUCUGUCAACAGCUACGUCCACACUUUUAUCCUCGGUUACACCAAACGCAACGUCUGUCGGGACCCGAACAGGCACAGCAUCCAGCACAGGCACCCGGUCUGAGUCGACUGGCACAACAUCUCCGGCCAGCGAAGAGCAGACCGGAAUCCCAAUCGGAGUCAAAGUUGGAGCAGCAGUCGGAUGCGUGGCGGGUGCCGCCCUGAUAGUCGCGGGUAUCCUCUUCAUAAGAAAAAGGAAGCAAAAGACGAUAGAGGGACCAAGAGGAGUUACGCUGACUGGGGAUACGGAAGAGGGACGCGGCAAGCCUGAAGCCAAAUACUUCUAUAAGGGUACUCGGCGCCCAAGUGAGCUGGAGACAGUCGAGCGAACUGUCGAGCUUGAUGGCGCUAGACCUAGGUAUGAGCUUGACGCGACGAGGAAAGAAGACCAAUAUGACGUUGUGUCUCCCAUGAGUAUGUGA